Molecule: messenger RNA, 1765 nt
Organism: Vigna unguiculata (cowpea)
Lineage: Eukaryota; Viridiplantae; Streptophyta; Magnoliopsida; Fabales; Fabaceae
Product: UDP-glycosyltransferase 73C13-like
Molecular function (GO): UDP-glucosyltransferase activity
Source: RefSeq, a predicted model, not a curated record
GUAAAAAAACUUGACCCAUCAUCACUACAUUCCAUUCAUCAGGCUUAGCUUUGACCUUCAGUUAUAUCUUCUUCUUUCUUCUUUCUUCUUCCUCUUAAUAUAAAACCCAAUUCUCAUACUUACCCACAACAAUGCAACUAUACUUGUUCAGUCACAAAACAAUGUCUUUUGAAAUUUGCAUUGUACCCUUUUGGGGGCAAGGCCAUCUUUUUCCCUGCAUCGAGCUAUGUAACCGUUUAACAUCAAGAAACGUUAACAUCACCCUCAUCAUCCCUUCCACCAUUAACACUUCUCUUCCCUCUUCCCUCCUUCAACACCCUCUCAUUCGAAUCGCCCAGUUCCCACCUCCACCGCCAUCCGACGACAACCUAGCGCCGGAGCUCGAACGCAUCCUCGCCAACAACCCCACCCGACCCGUUUGCGCCAUCGUUGACAUCAUGAUGACCUCCUGCUCCACCCCAGUUUUUACCAAAUUCCAUAUCCCCAUGGUAGCCUUCUUCACCUCCGCCGCCUGCUCCGCCGCCAUGGAACUCGCCACCUGGAAAGCUCAACCUUUAAACCUCGAACCCGGAGAGACCCGUUUACUCCCCGGAUUGCCCGAAAACAUGGCAAUUACGCAUUCGGACCUUAAACCACGACCUCAUCAUCCUCAUCCUCCGCCGAUGGUCGGUGCAUCGCUGCAUUGCGGAGGAGCAACCAGGUUUCCUCCGCCUCCAGGGAAGGGACCACCGCACCACGGCGGAGGAUUCGGGUUUCCUCCGCCGCCGGGGAAGGGACCACCUAAACUGGGGGGGCCGCCACCGUGGCUGGAUGAUGUUCGAGAAAGCAGCGCGGUGAUCAUCAACACGUGUGAUGAUCUGGAGCGUCCAUUUAUUAAAUACAUAACAAAUCAUAUUGAAAAGCCGGUGUGGGGCGUUGGACCGCUUUUACCAGAGCAGUAUUGGAACUCGACCGCUUCACCUCUCUUAGACCGUGACGUCCGGGCGAACCGCCGGUUCAGCGUCACCGAAGAAGAUGUGACCAAUUGGUUAGAUUCAAAGCCACGUGGGUCGGUUCUGUAUGUGUCGUUUGGUACAGAGGUGGGUCCCACCUCCGAGGAGAACGAAGAACUCGGUAAAGCCCUGGAGUCAUGUGAAGAACCAUUCAUUCGGGUGAUUCAAGAGGGUUCAAGUAGUGAAGAAGGGUAUUUUGGGAAUAGGGGUAUGAUAAUACGUGGGUGGGCACCACAGUUGUUGAUACUGAGUCAUCCUUCAACGGGUGGGUUUUUGUCUCAUUGUGGAUGGAACUCGACGGUGGAGGGUGUUGCACGUGGGGUUCCGUUCAUGGCGUGGCCCAUUAGAGGUGACCAAUACCAUGAUGCUAAGUUGGUGGUGUCUCAUCUUAAGGUGGGUUACAUGGUGAGUGAUGAUAUGUCGGAGAAGAUAACCAAAGAUCAUAUUGUUAGGGGAAUAGAGAAGUUGAUGGGCGACAAAGAGAUGAAAAGGAAUGCUGAGAUUCUAAGUGCCAAGUUUCAGCACGGGUUUCCUGGAAGUUCGGUUCAGACUUUAGAUGAUUUUAUUCACCAUAUCAAGCAUUGAUGCCUCCGUUGCUACCCCAAUAUGUUCUCUCUAGUGAAUCGAAGAACUGACUGAGAUUUAAAUAAUGAAAAGUGAUGAUGUUCUUUUCCGAAAUAAAUGUUAUGUUUUGAACAGAGAAUGUUACUGUGCAGAUACUGGCGACAAAUUAAAGUGCAAAUAAAUGGAUAAGGAAAAUAAGAAAUAAAUAA